Messenger RNA from Syngnathoides biaculeatus (alligator pipefish), 3064 nucleotides. It is a transcript of the gene gabra4, whose product is annotated as gamma-aminobutyric acid type A receptor subunit alpha4. Gene Ontology annotation, molecular function: benzodiazepine receptor activity; transmitter-gated monoatomic ion channel activity involved in regulation of postsynaptic membrane potential; inhibitory extracellular ligand-gated monoatomic ion channel activity. Lineage: Eukaryota; Metazoa; Chordata; Actinopteri; Syngnathiformes; Syngnathidae. The record is from RefSeq and is a predicted model, not a curated record. The coding region runs from base 377 to 2104 and encodes 575 amino acids. Gene Ontology annotation, cellular component: synapse; neuron projection; GABA-A receptor complex. The transcript is spliced from 11 exons. Gene Ontology annotation, biological process: regulation of postsynaptic membrane potential; monoatomic ion transmembrane transport; synaptic transmission, GABAergic.
CACUCCCAGGAAGCACCAAAUGCCGGGCUGAGUGUGGGGAGGCUGAGGAGGGAAUAUUCUGUUCAUGUUUACUGCCUCUUUCCUCGAUGUCGUGAAUGUCAGGUUCAUUUCGAAGCAAUGUUUGACAAAUGCAAGUGGGUGAGAGCGGGGGGGAGGGGUAGGGAGAGAAAGAGAGAGAUCGCGAAAAAAAGAUGCGAACUGGGAAACAUCAUAUACUGUAAGGGAGGGAGCAGGGUGACACACACAAUACAGACAAAGCUGGGGGAGAACUUGUUCCAUCUGUGCGGUGCUGAGCCCCUCUCCUCCUUCUUCUCCCCCCCGAAGAGGCAUCUGGAAGUGAGGCAAUGUGAAGAAGCUUGAAGUAUGGCAUGCCAACAUGCCUUCUGCCAGUACCAAGGGGAUGGUGACGGCGAUGCACCCCAUUUGCAUUAAUAUUAUCAUGACUCUCGUCUACUUUUUCUCUUUGGCGACUUGUGUCAAGAGCACUACAGGACAGACAAAGAAGGAUGAAAGGAUUUAUCCAGAAAAUUUUACACGGAUUUUAGAUCGACUUCUGGAUGGUUACGACAACAGGCUGAGACCUGGAUUUGGAGGUCCUGUGACGGAGGUUAAGACAGACAUUUAUGUGACGAGUUUUGGUCCGGUCUCAGAUGUUGAAAUGGAAUACACAAUGGACGUGUUCUUUCGCCAGACCUGGGUGGACCGCAGAUUGAUGUAUGAAGGUCCAAUUGAGAUUUUAAGGCUAAACAACUUGAUGGUGACCAAAGUUUGGACACCGGACACUUUCUUCAGGAACGGGAAGAAGUCAGUGGCCCACAAUAUGACGGCCCCCAACAAACUGUUCCGGAUCAUGAAGAACGGAACCAUCCUCUACACUAUGAGUUGGCCUUCGCGCUGUCCAAUAUGGUCCUGGCUCGUUCAUAGAUUGACAAUUAGUGCAGAAUGUCCCAUGAAGCUUGUGGACUUCCCCAUGGAUGGACAUGCGUGCCCCCUCAAGUUUGGAAGCUAUGCCUAUCCAAAAACAGAAAUUAUCUAUACUUGGACCAAAGGACCCGAGAACUCCGUGGAGGUUCCUCCCGAGUCAUCUAGCUUGGUUCAGUAUGAUCUCAUUGGCCAGACGGUCUCCAGAGAAACCAUUAAGUCCAUCACAGGUGAAUAUGUGGUGAUGACGGUCUUCUUCCACUUGAAACGCAAAAUGGGCUACUUCAUGAUUCAGACAUAUAUCCCCUGCAUAAUGACAGUAAUCCUCUCCCAAGUGUCCUUCUGGAUAAAUAAAGAGUCGGUCCCAGCGCGCACAGUGUUCGGCAUCACCACCGUGCUGACCAUGACGACUCUCAGCAUCAGCGCUCGCCACUCCCUCCCCAAGGUGUCAUAUGCCACCGCGAUGGAUUGGUUUAUUGCGGUUUGCUUUGCCUUCGUCUUCUCUGCCCUCAUCGAGUUUGCUGCCGUCAAUUACUUCACCAAUGCACAGCUUGAGCGGGCUAAAAAGAAGCCAGCCAAAUGUCCCCCCGUCCCCCAAACCACUCCAGUCAAGGUCAAGGUCACAGAUGAAGUGGUGCAGCAAAACCCAGACACUAAUGGCAACCUGCGGAAGCGCAUGAAUUACAUUUCUCACCAAGACUCGAGCAAUCACCAGAGAGCCCAAUCCACGAGCAACAAUUCAGGGGUGGGGAGCGCUCGACUGCUGAGACCUUUAAACAGCGGCGUCAACAGCAGCUCCUCCACCCUGUCCCGCUCCAGUCCCAAAUCCGACAGUGUCCCAAGUGUGGAUUCCUCUUCAGAAGAAAAACAGCUUGUGCAAAACACCCCUCAGGUGGCAGCAUCUACAGCGAACGUGACGACAGGGACCCCGUGCAAGCAAAACACCCCCUCUGCUUCCCUGCAGCAUCUGCUGGGGCCCAAACUGGAGCGCCUCCAGAUGAUGGGGAACAAAGUGGAGCUAAAACAGACACCGUGCUCCCAACCCAGCACUGCUGGGAUGGGCGGAACCAGCAAAAUUGACAAGUAUGCGCGUAUCCUCUUCCCGGUGUCCUUUGGGGCAUUUAACAUGGUAUACUGGGUUGUUUACUUAUCCAAGGACACCAUGGUGGCGAAAGGGGGCUAGACUCCUCAACAAGCUUAAAGCAUCCUUUUGUUUUACAGAUGAGAAGCAAAUCAGGAAUAUAAGUGAUAUGGGGAAGAUGAUGCCAAAACCAGAACAGAAGUACCUUCAUUUUAUGAGAUCUUUUCUUUUUUUUUUUUAUUAACAGCAACAUGGGAAUAUAUGAGCCAAAGUACAAAAUAUGACUCACUGUAAGGAUGAAAGCUAACACUGGAUUAUGGUUUACUUCUCUUUUUACCACGCUCAUUGUGUAUUCAAAGGUCUUUUUCAGGCUCUAGAUAACGCAUGACAUUUACUAUUUUUCUAUUCUGCAUCGGGCAAUUUGUGUGCUCAUCUCUUCUAAAAUUGUACACAUUAUGGAAAUAGACAUUUCUACAAACUGAUUUGGUUAAUUACUGUGUACUGACAUUUGAAUAUUGAGACCUUGUUCAUGGCAUGAAAGCAAGCGUUUAUCGUGUAAUCUGUGGUUUUAUGUUAACAUGUCCAAAAAUAGACCGGAACUCAAAAGUAAAGUAGAUAUGUAUUCAGUUUAGGGAAAAAAAGGAACCUUGAUGUGAUCUUAAUCAACAAUCAAAAGCCUCUUGUACAGCACUUACUGCACAAGCAUCAAUCUUACACAAGACGGAUUAACUCAAUGUAUGUACUGUGAGCACUAGAAAAUAGUAAUUGGGGGAUCCAGAAAGUAGUAAGGGCAAGAUAUUAAUUAAUGUUACAAUAAGCAUUUUUCCUCGACAAGGAUCGUCAAGGGUUUACCUCACAUCAUAUUGUUUAAAUAUCACCGAAAAAAAAAGAUUUCUGGAUAAUUGAUCACUGCAAUAAUAAAAUUGUUGGAUGAGUGGGUGAUGAAAGUACUGCAUUUAUUUGAAAACUUCAUCAUGACUUAAUCUAUAUGUAAACAGUGCAGUGGUGCCUUGAGACAUGAGUUCAAUUUGUUCAGUGACCUUGCUCGUAACUCAAAAUAAA